This is a messenger RNA of Lodderomyces parapsilosis, 1674 nucleotides long. RefSeq names its product Ca(2+)-binding ATP:ADP antiporter. Gene Ontology annotation, molecular function: ATP transmembrane transporter activity; calcium ion binding. The record is from RefSeq and is a predicted model, not a curated record. Gene Ontology annotation, biological process: transmembrane transport. The coding region runs from base 1 to 1674 and encodes 557 amino acids. The transcript has a single exon. NCBI's taxonomy places the organism in Eukaryota, Fungi, Ascomycota, Pichiomycetes, Serinales, Debaryomycetaceae.
AUGUCCAAGAAUAUCACUUCACCGUCUGCGUACCUAUCUAAUGACUCUUCAUCAGAAGAGAACAAUCAAUACGCAAAGGAUAUCAUAAUACCAGCGAAACCUAAUGAUUAUGAAACUUUAUUUCGUAAAUUGGAUAUCGAAGAGACUGGUAAAAUCACAUUUCGAGAUUUUACCAAGGCAAUGAGAAAGCUAAAACAUCCAAUUAGUGAAAAUUCAGAACUAAUGAAACAAGUAUUUAACUCAUUUGAUGAAGAUCGAAAUAAGAUUAUCGAUUUCAAUGAUUUCAAAAAGUACUUGUCAACUACUGAUGAUCAAAUUUUGAAAGGAUUCAACAAGAUUGAUGAAGAUAACGAUGGAAAAUUGAAGAAAGCUGACUUUGUCAAGUACUUGAAAGAUCAUUUGAAAGUUGAUGCCAGCCAAGUUAACGUUGACUUACUUUUCAAACGAAUUGACUACAAAAACGAUGGAUAUAUUACAUACGAUGAGUUUAGAGAGUUUUUGAUAUUGAUGCCACGAUUACAUGGCUCAAGAAUACGAACGGCAUACACAUUUGUAGUGGAGAAUUUUGGUGUUAGUUCCGAUGGUGAUGUCACUUUGAUCAAUCAGUUUCUCAAUGGAUUUGGAUUCUUUUUAGCGGGUGGGUUAGCAGGAGUGGUUUCGAGAACGUGUACGGCUCCAUUUGAUAGAAUCAAGGUGUUUUUAAUUGCUAGAACUGAUUUGACAUCAACCAUACUUCACUCAAAAGAGGAAAUUGCUCGACAAAUAGCCUCUGGUGCUGAAAAACAUGUCAUUGAUCAGUUACGAGCUAAAUUGGCUCAUGCCGAAUUGGAAAAACAUCUUCAACUGACAAAAGCUACAACAUUGAGAGAAAAGACAAUUAGGUCACCAAUUGUACAAGCAGCAAGAACGCUAUGGUUACAAGGUGGGAUCAAGGCAUUUUAUGUUGGAAAUGGGUUAAAUGUGUUGAAAGUGUUUCCCGAAUCAGCCAUGAAGUUUGGUUCUUUUGAAGCAGCAAAAAGAUUCUUUGCCCGAAUUGAAGGUGUUGAUGAUGUGUCACAGAUUUCAAAAGUUUCAACUUACUUAGCUGGUGGGUUUGGUGGUGUUGUGUCACAAUUUGCCGUUUAUCCGGUGGAUACUCUCAAGUUUCGAAUGCAAUGUUCCAAAUUAGAUGGUUCAUUACAAGGGAAUGCAUUGUUGAUCCAAACUGCCAAAGAUUUGUUUCAUGAAGGAGGGUUGCGUGUGUUUUAUCGUGGUAUACUAGCCGGUGUCAGUGGUAUUUUCCCCUAUGCAGCAUUAGAUUUGGGUACGUUCCAGACAAUCAAGACAUGGUUGAUCAAAAGAGAAGCAAAAAGAUCUGGUUUAAGUGAAGACGAAGUCAAGUUGCCCAAUUACAUGGUGUUGUCAUUGGGUGCACUUUCAGGUUCGUUUGGUGCUACUGUUGUAUACCCUAUAAACUCAUUAAGAACAAGAUUACAAGCUCAAGGGACUUAUGCUCAUCCGUAUACGUAUAAUGGGUUCUUUGAUGUUUUCAAAAAGACUGUUGCCAGAGAAGGAUAUGCCGGGUUGUACAAAGGUCUAGUACCCAACUUGGCAAAAGUUGCUCCUGCUGUUUCAAUCUCAUAUUUCGUGUAUGAGAACUUGAAGAAUCUAUUUGGAUUAAGCAAUCAGGUUUAG